AUGCCUUUCACAAACGAGAACGCCCCUUGGCGCGCACAGCUCGACGCUGCACUGGAGGCCAGCCCUGCUAGCACUGAAUAUGCCCUUGCAACCUCUGGCGCUGGCGACAGACGUCCUCGAGUUCGCUACGUUCAGCACCAAGGAUUCUCCCCGUCGGGCCUCCUCCUCGUAGCCACGACCCGCACGUCGCCACACUUCGCCGACGUCACGCAAAACCACCACAUUGAACUGGCAUGGAACCUCUCCCCCACGCUCACGUUCCGCAUCAGGGGGCGCGCCGUCGUCGUCGGCGAGCGGAACGAGUUCCGCGCCGCGGGCCUCAUGCACAGCUAUUACCUGCCACUGCAGGCCCCCGAGAGCGGGUACAAGUACUGGUCGGACACGCGUGAACGCGUUUGGCGCGCGACGCACCCCGCAGGCGAGGGACACGGACCCGAGGAGGACUGGGAGGCCGGGCCCGAGGGCGUGGAUAACGCGCACUAUGGGUUUGUCCUCGUCGCCAUUGUGCCGCGCCGCGUCGAGGUGGUGGAUGCGGCCAACGGCGAGGCGACGACGUACCUCCAAGACAGGAUGGGCAAGUGGACUGUCGUCCCCGGGGCAGAGGAGAUGGCGAUCCUGGAGAGGAAGUUUGAGGACAAGCUUGUGGCGAGGCUGUAG
Messenger RNA from Apiotrichum porosum, 657 nucleotides. RefSeq lists its product as uncharacterized. Gene Ontology annotation, molecular function: FMN binding. The transcript is spliced from 3 exons. Bases 1 to 657 code for a protein of 218 amino acids. The record is from RefSeq and is a predicted model, not a curated record. Lineage: Eukaryota; Fungi; Basidiomycota; Tremellomycetes; Trichosporonales; Trichosporonaceae.